Ixodes scapularis (black-legged tick) is the source of this 528-nucleotide messenger RNA. RefSeq lists its product as uncharacterized. NCBI's taxonomy places the organism in Eukaryota, Metazoa, Arthropoda, Arachnida, Ixodida, Ixodidae. The transcript has a single exon. The record is from RefSeq and is a predicted model, not a curated record. The annotation marks the transcript as partial.
CUGAAUUUCGAAGAACUGACAACUGUCCUCACGGAGGUAGAAGCCGUAGUCAACUCCCGUCCGGUGACUUUCAUUUCCACCGAUGCAAAAGAACGAGAGGCUCUCACUCCAGCACACUUUCUGGUGGGACACAAAUUGACCAGCCUUCCCUCCCAUCAAAUGCCAGAAGAAGAUCAAGCAAGCCCCGAAAACUUGGCGCGAGGUUGGAAAUAUCGAAACACAGUUAUGAAUCAAUUUUGGAGAAGAUGGAGAUCAGAAUAUUUGCUAGAACUGAGGUCAGCCCACAUCGCUAAACCCAGCAAUUCAAGCUGUAUACAAACCGGUGACCUGGUCCUUCUCAAGGGCAAUAGACUACCGCGACACAUGUGGAAACUGUGCAGGGUCAACGAGACAUUCCCAGGAAGGGACGGCAAGGUGCGGUCUUGCAGAAUAAUUACACCCAGUGGUCGUGAACUUUGCCAGCCGAUACAGUUAUUAUAUCCCCUGGAACUGUAAGAAUGAGCUUGUGCUCAUUUUCGGGGGAGUUUG